Molecule: messenger RNA, 1152 nt
Organism: Microthlaspi erraticum
Lineage: Eukaryota; Viridiplantae; Streptophyta; Magnoliopsida; Brassicales; Brassicaceae
Source: the annotation of a GenBank genome assembly
AUGCAGGCGGUGGUUUCUGAAGCAGAUUUACAGAAAGCUGCUUCUCCAAAAUCGGAGACAAAGGAUGUUGUUCCAAAAGGAAAAACAGUAACUUCAUCAUCAUCAUCUCAAGAUAUUCAGUUGCACACUGUGGUUCCAAGAGUCGAUAUACAGAAAGUUGCUUCUCCAAAACCGGAGACAAAGGAUGUUGUUCCAAAAAUAAAAGAAGUAUCAUCAUCUCCAGACAUUCAGUUUCAGUUGCAGGCGGGGGUUUCUGAAGCAGACAUACAAAAAACUGCUUCUCCAAAGCCGGAGACAAAAGAUGUUGUUCCAAAAAGAAAAGAAGUACCUUCACCAUCAUCAUCAUCUCUAGAUAUUCAGUUGCAGACUGUGGUUCCAAGAGUCGAUAUACAGAAAACUGCUUCUCCAAAACCGGUGACACAACCAAUACAAUCCAUAACCAGACCUGUGACUGUGAGAAAGCUGUUCGGGAAGCCUGAGAAAAAGGUUUGGAAACCAGUAUCUGCUAGAUUUUCUUCAUCAGGUCAACCAUCAUCAUCUGGAGAUAUUCAGUUGCAAAUUGUGGUUCCUAGAGCCCAUCUACAGAAGACUGCUUCUCCAAAACCUGCGGCACAACCAGUACAAUCCAUGUCAAGACCUGUGACUAUGAGUGUUCCUAUAACCCCUCGGAAGCAAGCUGCUCUUGUAGUAUCUGCUGUUCAAACCUCGACAUUGUCAUUUUCUCAUUCAAUGAGAUCAACAUUCCGUAUAGGUUCACCGCCACAUAACCAAACUUACAUUCCUCAGUCCUACCAACAUGCCAUAGUGAGUUCAUCUGGUAUCGGCAACUCAAGCUCUCAACCGACGGUAACAAGCCCAUUGCGGCCUUAUUCACAUCCGCCUCCUCUUGUAUCAGUAUCUAAUCAGUCCGCUUUACCUAUCAACUUUGGCUCUUUGGAUGAGGUUCUAUCUAGUGGGCUCUUGUGGACCUGUGGUUCUGGUUCAAACAAAGACACAACAACAACAACAACAACAACAGCCAUCAGUGGGAAUCAUGGAACGAACCCUUGCAACACACGCAUCAUCAAUGAUCAGUUUGGGAGAAGAGCACAAGCACAGAGUCUUGAUGAGUACCCUCACCUUGGUCUCAUCAACGAUCUACUUGAAGAAUAA